AUGAAUGUGUCCAACAACUGCAGCACCACAAAUCUAGAACUGCAUUGCCACAUUCGCCUCAUUGAGUUUGCUCUCUAUAGCCUCAUUUUCUUUUUUGGAGCACUAUUUAAUGUUCUUGCCUUCUGGGUAUUCUCCUGCAAGAUGAAGAAGUGGACAGAAACCAGGGUGUAUGUAAUGAACUUAGUCUUUGCAGAUUUCUCUGUCAUCUGCACCCUGCCUUCCAUGGUUUAUCUGCUCUGGAACAAGUCAGCCCGAGGGGAGCUCUGCCAGUUUACAGAGAUAAUGUAUUUUAUCAACAUGUUAGUGAGCAUCUACAUCAUUUCAUUCAUCUCCAUCGAUCGAUACAUUGCCAUAAAGCACCCUUUGAAAGCCAGGACCUUCAGGUCCCCGUCAAAGGCUGCCCUCCUCUGUGGGCUUCUGUGGGUUUUGGUGAUAAUCGGUGCCACCAUCCAGCUCUGGCAGAGACACGCAGCUCUCUGCUUCCAGACCUACACCCCCACACCUGCUGCUCUCAGCCUGCUGGCCAUUUUCUUCGUUUGCACUCUCCCAUUAGCAAUCUUGACCUUCUGCUCCACAGAAGUCAUCAGGAACCUGAAGAAACAUCUGAACACAAAUUCACCGGAGGAGAAAUCAAUCCAGAAAGCCGUACACAUUGUUUAUGCAAAUCUGAUUGUAUUUCUGAUAAGUUUUCUGCCAGCCUACCUUGGGCUAUUCGCCAGGUUCAUCAUGGAGAAUGUUGGAGCUACCUGUUUCCAGCUCUGUGUCAUGAAGAACUUCUCCUCCAUGAUGAGGUGCAUUGCCACAUCCAACUGCUGCCUCGAUAGUGUCUGCUACUACUUUGUCACCAGGGAGUUCCAUGAAGCCUUUCUACAGCCCAAAGCCAGCACUCAGAAAACAGAUGCAACCCACCCCUUGCAGAUACAGCCUUGCUAA
Messenger RNA from Pseudopodoces humilis (Tibetan ground-tit), 933 nucleotides. RefSeq names its product G protein-coupled receptor 35-like. Gene Ontology annotation, biological process: phospholipase C-activating G protein-coupled receptor signaling pathway; positive regulation of Rho protein signal transduction. Gene Ontology annotation, molecular function: G protein-coupled receptor activity. Gene Ontology annotation, cellular component: plasma membrane. Lineage: Eukaryota; Metazoa; Chordata; Aves; Passeriformes; Paridae. The record is from RefSeq and is a predicted model, not a curated record.